Sclerotinia trifoliorum is the source of this 1934-nucleotide messenger RNA. The record is from the annotation of a GenBank genome assembly. NCBI's taxonomy places the organism in Eukaryota, Fungi, Ascomycota, Leotiomycetes, Helotiales, Sclerotiniaceae.
AAGCGCGACUAUCUUUAAUCCAAGUUUCCAUAUCUAGCAAGACAAAUUAAAUACGUAUUCAUCAUCUUGAAAAUUUGACCAAGAAACGCUAUAUCAUGGCCAUUACCAAGAAUGAGUCAACAGAAGCAGUCUUGCCAGGUAAGGAGCCCGUUUUUCGAGACGCUCCUGUCGUCGAGAAUUCUUCACCAGCCAACGUAAAGACCUGGAGGUACUGGGGCGUUAUUAUAGCCCUCUGCAUCGUGAGCUUACUAGUCGCCCUCGAAGGGACUGUCGUUUCCACAGCUCUCCCAUCUAUUACAAAGGAGCUUGGUGGUGGUGAAACGUACGUUUGGGUCAUCAAUGCCUACUUUCUCUCUAGGUAUAUAACGAUAUUCCCGCUCAUAUUUUCACAUAUUGCCUACUAAUAUUUCCUCAGUACUGCAUUCCAGCCGCUCUAUGGUCAAACAGCUAAUAUCUUCGGUCGUCGUUGGCUGAUCAUCUCCGCCGUCGCGCUGUUCAUCCUUGGUAGCGGUAUUGCGGGAGGGGCACACUCGAUGACAAUGCUGAUCGCGGGUCGCACGGUUCAGGGUAUUGGCGGAGGAGGCUGUUCUAUGAUGAUAGAUAUGAUUAUCUGUGAUCUGGUGCCACUACGUGAGCGGGGCAGUGUUAUGGGCUAUAUUUUCGGCGCGGCAACGGUAGCCACGGCUCUAGGACCCUUUAUCGGUGGGAUCUUAGUACAGAAGUCCAGUUGGCGCUGGGUCUUCUAUAUCAACAUUCCUGUCGCUUCAUUAGGAUUGCUACUGAUUGUUUUAUUCCUCCAUGUGAAGUGGCAAAAGGAGAGAACAUUGAUGCAGAAGCUACGCCGGGUAGACUUUGCUGGAAACGCCGUGUUCAUCGCCGCUACUAUCUCCAUCCUAAUCGCCUUAACUAACGCUGGUACUGUAUAUUCCUGGAGCAACUGGCGUACUAUUCUACCUAUAGUACUCGGUUUCGCCGGCCUGGGGGUGUUUGUUUUAUAUGAAUGGUCUGGAUACUGUGCCGAGCCUACACUGCCACCAGUACUAUUUACAAACAGGACUUCGGCGACAGGUUUCGCGCUGACGAUGCUGCAUGCCAUGUUUCUCUACUGGGAGAUAUACUUCUUACCUGUGUAUUUUCAAGCAGUCUGCGGCUCAUCACCCGCCCGCUCCGGCGUACAACUGCUUCCAACUGUAAUUAACCUAAUGGUAUUUGCAGGUGUCGGCGGCGUCUUGAUGGAGAAGCUAGGUCGCUAUCUUCCUCUGCACGCAGCUGCAUUCGCACUGAUGACGCUGGGUUUCGGGUUAUUUACCCUCUUGGACAGACAUAGCUCGACGGCCGAGUGGGUUAUUUUUCAGAUCAUAUAUGCGGCUGGUGCUGGGUUGCCAAUUGGUACAUUGCUACCCAGCGUACAAGCAGAACUAAAAGAGGAAUACACAGCUACAGCAACAGGUACUUGGGCGGUGCUCAGGAGUUUUGGUACUAUAUGGGGUAUUGCAGUGUCUGCUGCUAUCUUUAAUAACCGUUUCGUGCAUCUAAUUGGGAACAUUGAUGAUCAGAUGACGAGAGCGGCCCUGAGUGGCGGAAGAGCAUACGAAUUAGCCACGAAGGCGUUCAUGAGCACGCUUGAUACCAAUCAACGACUGAAAGGCCAAGUCACGGAAGUGUACACAGAGAGUUUGAAACUCACGUGGCAGGUGGCGAUUGCGUUGGCCGGCUUUGGAUUCUUGCUGGUAUUUCUACAGAGGGAGGUCACGCUUAGGACAGAGCUCGAAACUGAAUUUGGAUUGGUUGUAGACAACAAAGGGGAUGUGGAGAGGAAUGAUAAAAGGCUUCAGGAACUUUAAAGUUAUAUCAUGAUUGGUAAAAGUAUUUGGUUGGUUCAUUGCACACAAAUGUUUGGAAUAGUAAUAUACACGAAUUUAAAUUGCAUUCAA